Passer domesticus (house sparrow) is the source of this 4807-nucleotide messenger RNA. It is a transcript of the gene CMTR2, whose product is annotated as cap methyltransferase 2. Gene Ontology annotation, biological process: 7-methylguanosine mRNA capping. Gene Ontology annotation, molecular function: methyltransferase cap1 activity. The transcript has 2 exons. The record is from RefSeq and is a predicted model, not a curated record. Gene Ontology annotation, cellular component: cytoplasm; nucleus. Lineage: Eukaryota; Metazoa; Chordata; Aves; Passeriformes; Passeridae. Bases 1223 to 3517 code for a protein of 764 amino acids.
UUAGGGUUGGGCUUGUUAGUAUUCUGGAUGGAUCACCUUUGGGACGGGCUAAGAGAGCUGGCGUUGUUCAGCCUUGCAGAAUGCUCUGGGGAGCUCUUAGGGCCACUUCCAUUACUUAAAAGAGGCAUAUACGAAAGAAGGAGAGUAACUUUUGUAACUUUUUACGUGGGCAGAUAGUGAUGCGGCAAGGGGGGAUGUUUUUGAACUAAAAGAGCAGAGAGUUAGAUUGGAUGUUAGGAAGAAAUCCUUCUCUGUGAGGGUGGUAAGGGCCUGGUACAGGUUGCCCAGAGAAGCUGUGUCUUCCCCAUCCCUGGAAGUGUCCAAGGCCAGGUUGGAUGGAGGUCUGAGCAACCUGGUCUAGUGGAAGGUAUCCCUUACCCAUGGCAGUUGUGAUGAGAUGGUGUUUAAGGUCCCUUGCAACCCAAACCUCUUAUAUGAAUAGUUGGGGCGAGCUAUAAUUAAAAGCCGAUACUCACAGUUGAUGUUUAAAAUGAAAUAAACUAGACAAGGGUACAAUGACCUGUGUUUUUCCCAGUUUUCCUCCUUACCCAGAACAUCCUACAAGAAAGGAUGAGAUUAAAGCCAGAGCACAUCUGCAUAGAGGACAGUGAAAUUAAACCUGCCCGUUGAAAGGCCUUAAACUGGGGAAAGGCAAGAUGAAACCUCGGCUGUGUGUGUGACCAUGUGCCUCUCUCCUCAGAGGGCUGGUGGUGAUGAGGGCAAACAGAUGUGGGCUGUGGCCUGAGAUGCUGCAUGGGCUUGAGGGGAAGAGUAAAAUGCUGAGGGUGGCCAUUGUUUCCAAACUUUCUCAGCUCUUUCAGUUUUAAUCCAAUAUUUUCCCAAACUCUGUUGUUAUGUAACACUUAAGGUCGUUGUAUUUUGCGUUUGUGGGAAUGGGAGGGAUGGUUAAAGAGGCUGAGAUAUUUCCUAUCUCGGGUGGUAAUUUUGAUUGAAUUAUUUUGCUUAAAUGAACAUUUUACUUUGGAAUAAAUUGCUGGCUGAUUUCUGGUUAGUGCCUGUCACUUGUGUGCCUUGUGCUGAGCGGUGGAGCAGAUUGCAGCAGCCUCGCCAGCUUUGUGUGGAGUGUGCUCGUAUUUGUUGACCUUUACCCACUCGCAGCACAGCACUCAGCACUGCUUUCUUCUUUAACAUCGAGCACGUAUUCCCAUUGACCACAGCUGCAAGCAAGUCCUCCCACUUCAGGUUGUGAGUCCACCCAAGAAUGGAUAAACGUAAGCAGCCUUAUGUUAACCAGAAGACCAGCCUUGAAAAGUUCAGUCCUGAAAUUCUUUCUGAAAUUGAGAAGCUCUUUGCAAAGAAGUUUACUUACACUAAGCCAGUGAAUGAUGAAUGGAAGCUGCCAGAUCCCAGCAAUGCUUUUACGUGUGAUCAUGUGGAAUUUCACUCACUCCUGGCUCUGAAGGACUCAAUGAAUGAAGUGAAGAACCAACUGAGUGAUAAGAACCUGGAGGAUUGGCAUCAGCACACCUCAUUUACCAAUAAAGCAGGGAAAAUAAUAUCACAUGUGAAGAAAUCUGUGAAUGCUGAGCUCUGUACCCAGGCAUGGUGCAAAUUUCAUGAGAUUCUGUGCAGUUUUUCUCUUCUCCCAGAAGAAGCUCUUCAAGAUGGAGAACUGAAUUCUGUACACCUCUGUGAAGCACCUGGAGCUUUUAUAGCCAGCCUUAACCACUUCUUGAAGUCCCACCAUGUCCCUUGCCACUGGAAUUGGGUGGCUAAUACUCUAAACCCUUAUCAUGAAGCCAAUGACAUCCUUAUGAUGAUCAUGGAUGACCGUCUGAUAGCAAACACCUUACCUUGGUGGUACUUUGGCCCAGAUAACACUGGGGAUGUGAUGACAUUAAGACAUCUAACAGGACUUCAGAGCUUUGUGAGCACUAUGACCACAGUCCACUUGGUAACUGCUGAUGGCAGCUUUGAUUGCCAGGGAAAUCCAGGCGAGCAGGAAGCUCUUGUCUCACCCCUUCAUUACUGUGAAACAGUCACUGCUUUGAUGAUCCUGGGCACUGGAGGAUCCUUUGUUUUGAAGAUGUUCACUCUGUUUGAACACUGUUCUAUCAACCUGCUCUUUCUGCUAAACUGCUCUUUUGAGGAGGUCCAUGUCUUUAAACCAGCCACCAGCAAAGCUGGAAACUCAGAGGCCUAUGUGGUUUGCCUUCGCUAUAUGGGCAGAGAAAACCUUCAUCUGCUUCUUCCUAAAAUGACACAGAACUUUGGAACAGAAAUGGUCAACAAAGCUCUUUUCUCCCAGCAUACACUUCCAGAAUCGUUCCUUAAAGCACAUGAAGAGUGUUGCAUGUUCUUCCACAAGUGCCAGGUAGAGACUAUCUCUGAGAAUAUUCGUCUUUUUGAGCACAUGGAAGAAGCAGAGCAGAUGAAACUGAACAAGUUAAGAGACUGUGCAGUUGAGUUCUUCAUGCAAAAGUUCCACAUGAAACCCAUUGGCAGAAAUAACUGGCUUGUCAAGAAAUCCCAGACUGGUUGCAGCAUGAAUGCAAAAUGGUUUGGGCAAAGAAACAAGUAUUUUAGCACAUACAAUGAAAGGAAGAUGAUGGAAACCCUGACAUGGAAUGAUAAAAUGACAAAGGGCUAUUUUAAUCACUGGGCUGAGGAACAUAGUGUAAAUAAUGCUGGGAACAUGUGCAUCCUGGAAGGAUCAUUUUCUAACCUUGAAUGUAGCUUUUGGUACAUUUUGGAAGGAAAAAGGUUGCCGAGAGUAAAGUGUUCUCCAUUUUGUGAUGUUCAGGUCUUAGAAAAUCUUAAUGAAGCUGUGAAGGAGUUGGGUGGGGGGAGGCUGAAAAGCAGAUCAAUGCUGCAGCCUUGUCACUCUUGUGAAGUUCUUCCUGGGGAACUCAUCCUGGCGAAAGUGUCUGAUCUUUCCAGGUGCCAUCAGGAAGUCCUAAAUGAAAGUUGUAGUGACCAAUUCAAGUGCCUUGUGGUGGGCUUUCCCACCCUCUGUGACUCAGAAAGCCAGCCCAGCAUGGAAAUAAAGCCCAUGGACGCAGCCGCGCUGCUGGCUUUCAGCUUCUCCUUGCUGUACGAUGGAGAACCAAAGUACCAGCAGCAGCUUUUGGAGUGUGUUCUGCAUUCGUUGGCGCAGCUGGCAGCAGGAGAUGCCUUGGUUUUGCCUGUUCUCUCCUGCCUGACACGCUUCACAGCCGGCCUGGUGUUCGUCCUGCACUGCUGUUUCAGGAGCGUGGCGUUCGCGUGCCCGACCUCGCGGGAGCCCCUGAGCAGCGGCGCCGCUCUGCUCUGCGUUGGCUUCCGAGGCCUCCCCGCGCCCGUUCUGGACUACCUCCAGCAUCUGAACGCCCUGAUGAGCUCCUUGCUGGACACAGACUCUCCCCAGCAGGUUCUGCAGUUCGUGCCCAUGGAGAUUCUCCUCCAGGGCAAGCUGUUGGAGUUUCUGUGGGAUUUAAACACGGCCAUCGCAAAGAGACAGCUCCACCUGAUUGUGCAAGCUCAGCAGCAGCGAAUGACUAGUGACAUUCCACUUUAAAUAAUUCUAGAACUGCGGGAGUUGUUGCUGCUAGACCUUGUUUCACAGGCAGGCAGAAGGUGUUAAAAAUGUUGUUAAUGUGAAGGUAACAUUAAUGCAAAUCUGGUGUGAUGGUGAAGGUGCUGGCAGGAUGUUUUGAACUUGCAAUCCUAGGUGCACCAUAUUGUAUGUGUAGGAAAUAGGAGAAAAGAAAGCCAGACUUUGAUUUCUGGCCACUGGUCUGGGUGUUUUAGGAUGCAGAAUAACAUAGAAUCUUUGAUUCAAUGGAAGCAAGGGCUGACAAGUGAGCAUAAGCCUCAGAGCCUCCCAUUACCAUCCUUAAAAACUGUCUUUUGACAUCCCUUUAAUUUACACUCAGUUUAAUUCUUAAUGGUGAUGUGGGGGAAAUGCUGUGUAACUUGCCUUACCAUUUUGGAUGGUAUGAAAUGGUGGUGGUUAUGGGUACAUGUCCCCAUUUACCAUUCUUAAACAAGAGCCUCUGAAUUUUCACCUCGUAGCCUUUGAAUAUCAGCUUCUUCUUUAGCACUUCAGUGAGUGAGGACUGAGAUGAAGAUUUCCUUGCCAAAGCCUGAUAAUGGUUUCUCCAUCUCAUUCUUGCAGCUGUUUUGUGAAUGCCAUGCUGAUAUCCUGAGUUCCAGUUCUUUGUGCACUUCAGUCACUUGACAGAAGGAUCAAAUGGAGCUGUUUGUGCCAGAGAAGUGCUCAGCCUCUGGCUGUUCAUUGCUUACUCUUCAGGCAAUAAUUUGGAUUGCCAUCAAGCCCUCUCUUGUGACUUCUUAUGGGUCCAAAGCUGAGCUCAAUUCUCGAGAAUGAAAUUUGCUAAAAGAAUUAGCCAGUGGCUGUAGACACUUAGGCUUGUAACAAGCAGAACCUUUAGGAGACAUUUAAGUGCAGGAAACUUCCACCAGCCCUGAGAGGCUCCAUAACAUGCAGUUGCUGGGAUUUGCCAGCCUUUCCGUGCUAAAAAUCCUUAAAACAAAGGUUUUGAGGUGUUACCACCUGAACAAACAGUUCAUCAGUUGUGCACUGCCUUUCUUGUGCACACAAGUGUGUUCAUGUUUGUGUGGGAACCCUCAGGGCUGUACAGCCAUGAAGCUUUUGUGUUGUAAGUAAUCAGUAUGUGCUUUUGAUGUAAAGGAUGCAUAUAUUUUUUGAAGCAGAAGAAAAAAUGUUGAUUACAUUGCUGCUGUAUAUUUUGAUUUUAUUGAGAAAUGUUAAAAGACUUUUUAUUUAAAAAAAAGGGGGAAAAUGCUGUUUGGAGAAAAUAAAGCCUUUUAUUUUAGAUUUUCA